Oncorhynchus nerka (sockeye salmon) is the source of this 6137-nucleotide messenger RNA. Its product is annotated as zinc finger protein 385B-like. Gene Ontology annotation, cellular component: nucleus. Gene Ontology annotation, molecular function: zinc ion binding; nucleic acid binding. NCBI's taxonomy places the organism in Eukaryota, Metazoa, Chordata, Actinopteri, Salmoniformes, Salmonidae. The record is from RefSeq and is a predicted model, not a curated record. The transcript has 8 exons. Bases 1 to 1581 code for a protein of 526 amino acids.
AUGAAAAGGCCUCGGAGUCCAACCCAGUUGCUGCAGAAAGGCAGUGGCGGCGGCCAUGGCGGAGGCGUGUGCUUGCCCUUCAACCUGUGUGGCGAGCUGCUACAGGAGCCCGAAGAAGGACACCCAGAUGGCCCUCAGCAGAAGAAAAGGCUGCUCUACUCCCUCUGCGAGGUGUGCAACCUCCAGCUCAACUCAGCCGCCCAGGCCCAGGUCCACUACAACGGCCGUUCCCACCUGCGCAGGGUCAAGCAGCUCAACAAUGGAGAGCUCCCCCCGAGCACAGGCAGCGGCACCAGUCCAGCACCGGCCGGCACUCUCACCUGCUCCAGCACAGGAAGUGACUUCCAUAGCAGCUGUCUCCCGGCGUUGGUGCGGACCCCUCCUGUUAUGAUGCAGUCCACUCUGGAUAUGAAGUCCUUCAUGUCCUUCCCGGUGGACACCACAUCAGCAGUGGGACUCUUCCCCAACUUCAACACAAUGGACCCUGUGCAGAAGGCCGUAAUUAAUCACACAUUUGGAGUCUCCAUCGCGCCGAAGAGAAAGCAAGUUAUUUCCUGCAACAUCUGCCGACUGCGCUUUAACUCAGAUAGCCAAGCCGAUGCACACUACAAAGGCAGCAAACAUGCCAAGAAGCUCAAAGCGCAGGAGACCCCUAAACAUAAGACCCUGAAGAACAACAGCAUACCCAGCCAGGACAGAGGAAAGAGAUUCAUAUCCUCCACCACCUCCUCUUCCUCCUCCAGUAUCGCUGUCACUGCCUGCAGCUCUGAACAACCAGGGUUACAUCCAAACAAUCUCUACACCAUGGCGUCUUCAAAAUCAUUUUUCCCAGCUGCUGGCCUGGCAUUGGCGCCCUCAUCUAUCCUGUGUAAACCUCUGUGUGAGCCCACACCUGCCAGUCCGGCCCCAGAGAUGUCAAAGCCCACCCUCACUAAACCAACCCCAGUGCCUGCUGUGCCUGCUCUCCCCGCCCCGUGCAAGCACUCCGACGAAUCAGAGGAGGAGAAGGCCAAGAAGCUUCUCUACUGUUCGUUAUGCAAAGUGGCCGUCAACUCCCUCUCCCAGCUUGAGGCCCACAACACAGGUUCCAAGCACAAAACGAUGCUGGAGGCGAGGGAUGGAGCAGGGCCCAUCAAAGCCUAUCCCAGGCCAGGGGCUAAGCUCAAGGUCCAGGCCACCAUCACCAAAGGCUCAGGCCUGCAGAAUAAGAUGUUUCACUGCGAAAUCUGUGAUGUCCACGUCAACUCAGAGAUCCAGCUCAAACAGCACAUUUCCAGUCGGAGGCACAAAGACCGAGUGGCCGGGAAACCCUUGAAGCCCAAAUACAGUCCUUACAGCAAGCAGCAACACGCCACCACCACACUAGAAGCUAAACUGGCAUUCCAGAAGGACCUUCUGAAGCCCCUGUCUCAGGCUUUCCUCUCCAGCCCGUUCAUCCCCACCACAAUACCCUCCAUCUCCCUCCGCCCGCGGCCCAACACCUCCAUCUUCCAGAAAGUCGCCCUCCCGCCCUCUUUCCUGCGAGCGGCUCCUGGCCCUAUCCGGCCAACAGGAGGGUCCAUCCUCUUCGCCCCAUACUGACCCCUCAUCCUGAGCACCAAGGGAGGUCCAGCUUCGUGUGUACAGUGUCCAUAUUAUGACAGCCUCCGAGUCACAAGUAGUUGGUGUCAAACUGUUCCUCAGAGAGCUCUGAGAUGUGUAUGAGAGGUGUUACCAUGGCAAUGUUCACACUGGUGCAGUCAGGAUUACGGAGCUUGACCCGACAACAUGUUUCUCCUAAACCUGCUGAACCUUAACCGAGGGGAGCAUUGAACUGUCUACACCCUGAUUGACUUGAAUUACCGCGGUUUCUCGGGCACAAUGUAAGGACAACACCAGUCAUGUGUACGGUGACCUAUUAGGACAGCCUCAGUGUCAGGACUUCUUUCAAUCUCACCUUACACAUGAUCGGUGUGAAUUUGUGGUAGUGCUGGACAGCAGAGGAAGUGCUGUGUUGUUUUAGACCGAUGAUGGGGGCUAGCUUGUCUCCAGUGUUUGUAUGGUGGAGAAAGCUAUGGGAUACAGUGCCAUGAUUGACCUCAAAUCAGGCUCUUGUGGGCUGAACAACUGACACCAGCUGCGAUUAACUCUUUCAAAACCACAAUAAACAUCCCUGCAAAAUCUGGGAUGUUUUCCUUCGGUCCUUCAAUUUCAGUGUUAUUAUAAGAUAAACAACUGUUUGUUUUUCCAAAGACAAAAUGGAGAAUUGCACAUUAAUGCUGACCUGCCUGUUGUCUGGCAGGGACGUCAUGGGCAUUUGAUUUCUAUGUGAUGUCAACGUUUUUGUCAGGGCACUGUAUUGUGACCCCUUAAUGCAAUAAUGUACAGAGUUUAAGAUACGUGUACAGUAUAUACAAAACUAUGUUAGGUAGUAUUGUAACAGAGUACUAGAAAUAGAGUUUAUGCACACAUUGUGGUUUGGAGAGUUUGGAAAAUAAUGCUUUAAACUUUUUUUUUAAAUCAAGAAACGAGAUAUGAAUGUUAUAGUUGUGCUCCUUUAAGUACGGAAUUGUGAGCUUAGGAUCAAAAUGGAAAAACUGCCAUCUCUGGAUGAUACAGUGAUGUCCUUUGCUAUGCAAGAAGUUGAUAACUAUUGUCACCACAUUUUAAGCAAUAUUGUGUACGGUUUUAACUGCGGCAACAACAGCAAGAUUUAACCUGUAUGGUGUUAAUAUUGCGACACCCUCAUUCUCAGCAGGACUUGUUUCAAUCUUAGCAGGACUUAGGCAGUCCUAAUAUAGACACCGUCAAACAGAGUUGAUUACAAUAGAAGGUGGCUAGAUGUUUAUCCAUAGGAAUUCUUUGAAGGUAUGCCUUCAGAAAAUAUUCACACCCAUUGACUAUUUCCACAUUUUGUUGUGUUAGAAAAUGGGCUUAAAUUGGAUUUAAUUGUCAUUUUUGAUAACGAUCUACACAAAAUGUAAUGUGAAAGUGGAUAUAUUUUUUGAACAUUUGUCAAAACUAUUCAUGAAAAAUAAAACACUAAUCUAUAUUGAUUAGAUACAGUUGAAGUUGGCAGUGUACAUAUAUCUUAGCCAAAUACAUUUAAACUCAGUUUUUCACAAUUCUUGACAUUUAAUCCUAGUAAAAAUUCCCUGUCUUAGGUCAGUUAGGAUCACCAUUCAGAGAAAAUGAUUUAUUUAAGCUUUUAUUUAUUUCAUCGCAUUCCCAGUGGGUCAGAAGUUUACAUACACUCAAUUAGUAUUUGGUAGCAUUGCCGUUAAAUUGUUUAACCUCGGUCAAACAUUUCGGGUAGCCUUCCACAAGCUUCCCACAGUAAGUUGGGUCAAUUUUGGCCCAUUCCUUCAGACAGACCUGGUGUAACUGAGUCAGGUUUGUAGGCCUCCUCACUUUUUCAGUUAUGCCCACAACAAAUAUUCUAUAGGAUUGAGGUCAGGGCUUUGUGAUGGCCACUCCAUUACCUUGACUUUGUUGUCCUUAAGCCAUUUUUCCAGAAUUUUGAAAGUAUGCUUGGGGCCAUUGUCCAUUUGGAAGACCCAUUUGUGACCAAGCUUUAACUUCCUGACUGAUGUCUUGAGAUGUUUGCAAGCCUGCCCCUUGUUUCGCCAAACAUAACGAUGGUCAUUAUGGCCAAACAGUUCUAUUUGUGUUUCAUCAGACCAGAGGACAUUUCUACAAAAAGUACCAUCUUUGUCCCCAUGUGUAGUUGCAAAGAGUAGUCCGGCUUUUUUAUGUUGGUUUUGGAGCAGUGGCUUCUUCUUUGCUGAACGGCCUUUCAGGUUAUGUCGAUAUAGGACCAGUUUUACUGUGGAUAUAGAUACUUUUGUGCCUUUUUCUCCAGCAUCUUCACAAGGUUCUUUGCUGUUGUUCUGGGAUUGAUUUGCACUUUUCACACCAAAGUACGUUCAUCUCUAGUAGACAGAGCGGGUCUCCUUCCUGAGCGGUAUGAAUGCUGCGUGGUCCCAUGGUGUUUAUACUUGCGUACUAUUGUUUGUACAGAUGAACGUGGUACCUUCAGCCAUUUGGAAAUUGCUCCCAAGGAUGAACCAGACUUGUGGAGGAGGUCUACAAUUUUUUUCUGAUGCUGAUUUCUUUUGAUUUUCCCAUGAUGUCAAGCAAAAAGGCACUGCGUUUGAAUCUUCUAAAGCCAUGACAUAAUUUUCUGGAAUUUUCCAAGCUGUUUAAAGGCACAGUCAACUUAGUGUAUGUAAACUUCAGACCCACUGGAAUUGUGAUACAGUGAAUUAUAAGUUUCAAUAAUCUGUCUGUAAACAAUUAUUGGAAAAAUUACCUGUGUCAUGCACAAAGUAGACGGCGGCAGUGUAGCCUAGUGGUUAGAGUGUUGGACUAGUAACCGAAAGGUUGCAAGUUCAAAUCCCCGAGCUGACAAGGUACAAAUCUGUCGUUCUGCCCCUGAACAAGGCAGUUAACCCACUGUUCCUAGGCCGUCAUUGAAAAUAAGAAUUUGUUCUUAACUGACUUGCCUAGUAAAAUAAAAAGUAAAAAUAUGUCCUAACCUACUUGCCAAAACUAUAGUUUCUUAACAAGAAUUUUGUGGAGUGGUUAAAAAAUGAGUUUUAAUGACUCCAACAUAAGUGUAUGUGAAGUAAGUAUUCAACCCCAUGAGUCAAAACAUGCUAGAAUCAACUUUGGCAGCAAUUACAGCUUUGAGUCUUUCUGGGUAAUGCUCUAAGAGCUUUGCACACCUGGAUUGUACAAUUUUUGCACAUUAUUAUUUAAAAAAAAUUUCAAGCUCUGUCAAGUUGAUUGUUGGUUAUUGCUCUAUAGCCAUUUUCAAGUAUUUUUAAGUCAUAACUGAAACUAGGCCAAUUAGUAACAUUCAAUGUCGUCUUGGUAAGCAACUCCAGUGUAUAUUUGGCCUUUGUUUUAGGUUUUUGUCCUGCUGAAUGGCAAUUUUUUUCCCAGUGUCUGUUGGAAAGCAGACUGAACCAGGUUUUCCUCUAGAAUGUUGCCUGUGCUUAGCUCUAUUCCAUUUAUUUUUAUCCUAAAAACUCCCUAGUCCUUGCUGAUGACAAGCAUACCUAUAGCAUCAUUCAGCCACCACUUUGCUUGAAUAUAUGGAGAGUGAUACUCAGUGAUGUGUUUUAUGGAUUUGCCCCAAACGUAAUGCUUUGUAUUCAGGACAAAAAGUUAAUUUCAUUGCCAAAAUGUUUGCAGGUUUACUUUAGUGCCUUAUUGUAAACAGGAUGCAUGUUUUGGAAGAUUUUAUUCUGUACAGGCUUCCUUCUUUUCACUCUGUCAAUUAGGCUAGUAUUGUGGAGUAACUACAAUGUUGAUCCAUCCUCAGUUUUCUCCUAUCACAGCCAUUAAACUAUGUAACUGUUUUAAAGUGACCAUUGGCGUCAUGAUUAAAUCCUUGAGCAGUUUCCUUCCUCUCCUGCAACUUAGUUAGGAAGGACGUCUGUAUCUUUGUAGUGACUGGGUUUAUUGAUACACCAUCCAAAGUGUAAUUGAUAACUUCACCAUGCUCAAAGGGAGUUUUAAUGUCUGCUUGUCCCUUGUCUUUGUGGUUGACUCUGUGUUUGAAACUAAAUUAUUGACUGAGGGAUCUUACAGAUAAUUGUAUGUGUGGGGUACAGAGAUUAGGUAGUCUUGCAAAAAUCAUGUUAUUGAGUCCAUGCAACUUAUUGUGACUUCUUAAGCAGAUUUGUACUCCUGAACUUAUUUAGUCUUGCCAUAACAAAGGGGUUGAAUACUUAUUGACUCAAUACAUUUCAGCUUUUCAUAAAAAUAUGUUUUGUAAAAAGCUCUAAAAACAUGAUUCCACUUGGACAUUAUGGGGUAUUGUACAUAGGCCAGUGUCAAAUUUAAUACAUUUUAAAUUCUGGCUGUAACACAAAAAAAUGUGGAAAAAGUCAAGGGGUGUGAAUAAUUUCUUGAGGCACUGUGCCUCUAUGGGUCCACAGUGGGAUUUGUAAUAUGGUGUGUUAACCAGAAUUUACAAAGUCCUCCUAAAAAAAUUGGUACCAUACAUGGGUAUUUCUAGAAUAUUAAGUCAUUUACACUGCUCAGAUGAGACAACAGAGGUUAUUUGUGAGGAUGUGGGGACUUGAUAAGUGUAUAAGAUGUAUGUAUGAGAAAAAAGUAUACAUUGAAAAUAUUUCAAUAAAAUAAUA